Gilbertella persicaria is the source of this 1141-nucleotide messenger RNA. RefSeq lists its product as uncharacterized. The record is from RefSeq and is a predicted model, not a curated record. The transcript has 2 exons. NCBI's taxonomy places the organism in Eukaryota, Fungi, Mucoromycota, Mucoromycetes, Mucorales, Choanephoraceae. The coding region runs from base 212 to 1033 and encodes 273 amino acids.
AAUGCUUUCAGACGCUGUUUAUUUAUAGCUUCUAUUUUCUCGCUCUUUCUCUCUUUUAUCAUGACGUUGAAACGAUUUGGCUCUUCUCUGUUAUUUAACAAAUCAGGUCAAAUAGUUGCGUCAUCUAUAUAUCACAGUAUUCUUUUGAAAGGUAUAUAAAGGCUAAAAGAGACAAUCAGAGCUUUCUUAAUUCUAUUCAAUUAUAAAAAAAAUGAAGUUUAUUUCCUCUGCUCUCUUGGCCAUUUCUGCUGUCUCUGCUGCUGUUCUUACUCCCAGACAAGACGCUUCUCAAGAUCAAAGCCAAGUUUUGUCUCAAUACCCCCAAGGCACUGACAUUGGCGUCGUCAAUGGCACUUGGUUUGUCACUGGUGCUACACAAGAUGUUUGGAAUGCUUUUCAAUUCCUCAACCACACAAUGAACAUUGAUGUUGGUUGUGUUCAAGUCAAUGCCACCACUACUUCAAACACUACCUUUGAUGGUCUUGUCUCUGCCUUCUUGACUCACACUAACUCUAACAUUGGUAUCAAUGCCUCUGUUGCUGGCUCUUUCAUGCUGAAGGCACCUGAUAGCAAUACCAACACUUCAGACCACACUUAUUUGUGGGAUGCUUAUGGCUCUCAAAUCUUUGUCAACAAGGUUUCAUGGGAAAACUUCACCUCCAAUGGUCAAAGUAAUAGCAAUGCUUCCGAUGCUGGUAGUGCUGUCAUUCCUGGCUCUCAACCUUUUGAAGCUACUGUCUACUCCAAGUUGAUUGAUUCCAAUGCUCAACCUGGCUCAAAUGACUCUACCAACUUUGAUACUGUCUUCCUCUGGAGCAAUGAUAUGAAAUUCCUUAGCACCAACAACCAAAAGAGAGCUGAUAAAGUCUAUGGUAUCAUUCUCUCUAAGACUUCUUCUAUUGGUCAAGACACUUUCAACAAGACUGUCGCUCUUUUGCCUAAUGCAAUUGCUGCCAACAACAUUUCUAUUGUUCAAAUUGAAGAUACUUGUCACACUGGUGACAACAACAAUAACCAACAACAACAACAGUAAAUACUUUUUAUAUGUAAAAUAAUUUUUCUUGUUCAAUAAUAAGCUAUAAACAGAACACUGUUUAAAUGUUAAUAAAAAUAACUUUUUCCUUUUUUUUGUAUAACUUUA